Molecule: messenger RNA, 1250 nt
Organism: Galeopterus variegatus (Sunda flying lemur)
Lineage: Eukaryota; Metazoa; Chordata; Mammalia; Dermoptera; Cynocephalidae
Gene: NAF1
Product: nuclear assembly factor 1 ribonucleoprotein
Exons: 8
Biological process (GO): ribosome biogenesis; box H/ACA snoRNP assembly; pseudouridine synthesis
Cellular component (GO): sno(s)RNA-containing ribonucleoprotein complex
Molecular function (GO): RNA binding
Source: RefSeq, a predicted model, not a curated record
CCGGGCGCUGGAGACACGGCGCGAACUGCAGACUCCUUGGAGACCUCGGACUCGGAUUCGGACUCGGACAGUGAAACAGAUUCGGAUAGUUCAAGCUCCUCCUCUUCCUCAUCAUCAUCCUCAUCUUCCUCUGCCUCUUGUAUAUCGCUUCCUCCAGUGCUGUCAGAUGGAGAAGAUGAUUUACAAAUUGAGAAGGAAAAUAAGAAUUUUCCUCCUAAAACGAAAGAUGAGUUACUUCUUAACGAACUACCUUCUGUUGAAGAACUCACUAUUACUCUACCUGAGGACAUUGAAUUAAAGCCUCUUGGGAUGGUUUCAAGUAUUAUUGAACAAUUAGUAAUAAUUGAAUCUAUGAAUAACCUACCUCCAGUUAAUGAAGAGACUGUGAUUUUUAAAAGUGAUCGACAAGCAGCAGGAAAGAUAUUUGAGAUAUUUGGACCUGUUGCACAUCCAUUUUAUGUGUUACGGUUUAAUUCUUCAGAUCACAUUGAGAGUAAAGGUAUUAAAAUAAAGGAGACUCUGUAUUUUGCUCCUUCAACGAAAGACUUCACUCAAUAUAUAUUCACAGAAACACUUAAACAGGAUAGGGGAUCAGAUGCAUCAUGGAAGAAUGAUCAGGAACCACCACCAGAUGCCUUAGAUUUCAGUGAUGAUGAAAAAGAAAAAGAAGCCAAACAAAGGAAAAAAUCUCAGAUUCAAGGCCGGAAAAAACUCAAGUCUGAAUUUAAUAAGCCGGGUGAAGAUUUUGCUGAAGUACAUCAGAAUUGGAAUGCUCAUGGCUCAGCUUCAGAAUAUGCAAGAGGAUAUUGCAACAGAGAAUUCACACGAGGAUUUUCCAGGGGUAGAUAUCCUCAGUCUUGCCAUGGCAGGCCUCCACCUCAGCAGUUUUAUAACUCAGAACAUGUGGUAUCUCAGGAGACUUCAGGAUUUGCUCCACAGAGACAAGAUAAUACUAUUAUGCCACAAUAUCUUUUUCCUCCUCCAGUGUUUGAUAUGCAUAAUUUUGCAGUCCCUCCACCACCGCCACCACCACCCCCAUCUAUGCACAUGGGUUGGGCUGCACCUAACAUGGCAUCUCAUCCAUUACUCAAUUUACCAUACUCCCUACCCCCACCGCCUCCCCCUCCACCACUGCCUCCCGCACCCUCUUCUGGAGAUAGUAACUCUCAUUUUGGACCUUACUAUUAGAUGAAUGUAUGCAUUUCCUGAGAAAUGUGGACUUUCCGUAUUAUAUGGAAAGGAUUUUUUUU